CACAUUCAGCUCUCAUAUGUCAGGGUCGGGGUUGAUUAAUGAUCUUGGUGUACUUGUGUCUAGACUGGGGCAAUGAGGACAGGUGAAUUUGAUUCUUCUGACGAAGAGGACUUUGGUGAAGUGGAAGCCACACCUUUUCAGAUCUCAUGGUUGUCUCUGUCAGUGGUGGAGUGUUCCCAGUCUCUUGGCAUUUGUUCCUUACCUGGAUGCAGAUAUAAAGAAACAAGAAGAAACCUGCAGAAAGAUGUUGCUGAGAUGUGUGAUCAGGGUGUGGAGGACGUGUUUGUGUUCUGUACCAGAGGAGAGCUGGUGCGCUACAGGGUGCCCUGUCUGUUAGAGGUUUAUUCUCUGAAUGGACUCAGAGUGCACCACCUCCCCUUCCCGGACGGGAACACCCCAGAGCUUCCGCAAUGCAGCUCCAUUCUGGAAGAACUGCAGGACUGCCUGCAGAAUCAGCGCAGGACUGUCAUACACUGUUAUGGAGGCCUGGGGCGCUCAGGGUUAAUUGCUGCUUGUUUGCUGCUGCAGCUCUCUGUCUCGAUGACACCCAGUGUUGCUCUUGAGAUCCUGAGGGAGCUGAGAGGAGGAGGAGCUAUUCAGACCGUCAAGCAAUACAACUUCCUUCAUGAGUUUCGGGAGAAGUUUGAAGCAUAUCAAGAAACCAAAGAACGACUUUCAGAGAGAUCAGUGUCCCGAUGAUCAUCCUGACAUCCAGACGAUGUAAAAGCAGAAAAAAAAGACCGAUCACUUUGGUGUUUUUGCUUAUUGGAUUUUCUCUGCUUUGAUUAUGAAUGCAUUGGUUUCUUUUCUGAUGGCACUUUAAAAAUUCGGUAUUUUUAUAAGUCGAUCUAAUAAUAUUGUGCUUAAUAUAUAACUUUACCUUUGCAAUUAAUUGUGUCUUGUUCAGUAAAAGGGUCUUAAAGUUGCAGCAAAUGAUUUUUUUCUGAGACACGCUGUUGAAAAUUGUAAUCAACACCAAAACAAAUAAUUUUGUGAAUAUUUUCUA
Carassius carassius (crucian carp) is the source of this 1006-nucleotide messenger RNA. Its product is annotated as cyclin-dependent kinase inhibitor 3-like. Gene Ontology annotation, molecular function: protein tyrosine phosphatase activity. The coding region runs from base 73 to 699 and encodes 208 amino acids. Lineage: Eukaryota; Metazoa; Chordata; Actinopteri; Cypriniformes; Cyprinidae. The record is from RefSeq and is a predicted model, not a curated record. Gene Ontology annotation, biological process: protein dephosphorylation. Gene Ontology annotation, cellular component: nucleus. The transcript is spliced from 7 exons.